Messenger RNA from Knipowitschia caucasica, 354 nucleotides. The record is from the annotation of a GenBank genome assembly. NCBI's taxonomy places the organism in Eukaryota, Metazoa, Chordata, Actinopteri, Gobiiformes, Gobiidae.
AUGGCGGACUGGAACAGAAACAUUCUACGGUCAUCCCCCCUCGGUCACAGCUCUGUGGAGGACAUGCUGGAUGCCGAGAACAAACGGAUGACAGAAAACCUGGCUGCUAAAGUAUCCAGACUAAAAUCUUUGGCUUAUGACAUCGACCAGGAUGUGGAAGAUCAAAAUGAGUAUUUAGAUGGCAUGGACUCAAACUUCAUGAGUGCCACUGGACUUCUAACUGGGAGCGUGAAGCGUUUUUCGACGAUGGUUCGCUCGAGCCGGGACAAUCGGCGCCUCCUCUGCUACAUCUCCAUCGGACUGGUUGUAGUGUUCUUCAUACUUUAUUACAUAGUCAUAAGAAUUCAGCGCUGA